Molecule: messenger RNA, 1368 nt
Organism: Prunus dulcis (almond)
Lineage: Eukaryota; Viridiplantae; Streptophyta; Magnoliopsida; Rosales; Rosaceae
Product: E3 ubiquitin-protein ligase RZFP34
Exons: 12
Coding region: 226-1104 (292 amino acids)
Biological process (GO): protein ubiquitination; ubiquitin-dependent protein catabolic process
Cellular component (GO): nucleus
Molecular function (GO): zinc ion binding; ubiquitin protein ligase activity
Source: RefSeq, a predicted model, not a curated record
CACUUUCAUUAUUCCCGCAAAGGAAAUAUCAAUCCAGUUGAUAAAGGCAUCUCAUUUUCCCAGGGGGCUUUCGUCAGUUUUGUUGCUUACUUGAAAACUUGAAAGCAUUGCACAGGUAGGCCUUUGGCCUUCCUCUCUCUCCUUUUAUCUUCGCCAUUUUCACAAUUUUCUUCAAGCUUCAAUCUUUUUCUUCUGGGUAUCAUAGUAGUUAAGUAGCAUUUGAGAAUGGAGAGCGGAUCCGAGACCCAGAUGGAUUUGAACAACAACACUUCUCAUCAGAAUGAUCACUCUAUCAUGGAGAUGGGAUCUGGGAGUUUCGGGUGCGCCCAUUAUAGACGGAGGUGCAAGAUCAGAGCACCUUGCUGUGAUGAGAUAUUCGAUUGCAGGCAUUGCCAUAACGAAUCCAAGAAUACAUUGGAAGUUGAUCCUCUUGAUCGCCAUGACGUUCCUCGCCAUGAUGUGAAAAGGGUCAUCUGCUCCCUGUGCAACACAGAACAAGAUGUUCAACAGCACUGUAUCCAAUGCGGCGUUUGCAUGGGGAACUAUUUUUGCUCCAAAUGCAAGUUCUUUGAUGAUGAUGUUUCGAAAAAACAGUACCAUUGUGAUGAAUGCGGUAUCUGCAGAACCGGAGGCGAGCAGAAUUUUUUCCACUGUAACAAAUGUGAAUGUUGUUACUCAAAAGUGUUGAAGGAUUCACACAAUUGUGUGGAGAAAGCAAUGCAUCAUAAUUGCCCUGUGUGCUUUGAGUUUCUUUUCGACACAAGGGCAGACAUUACUGUCUUGCUAUGUGGACACACUAUACAUUUGGAAUGUGUAAAAGAGAUGGAGCGACAUUGCCAGUAUUCAUGCCCGGUUUGCUCAAAAUCAUAUCGCGAUAUGUCCCGUGUGUGGGAAAAACUUGAUCAGGAGAUUGCUGCAACUCCCAUGCCUGAAAUGUAUCAAAAUAAGAUGGUUUGGAUCCUCUGCAAUGAUUGUGGGCAAACAUCAGAGGUAAAUUUCCACAUUGUAGCACACAAGUGCCUGAAAUGCAACUCCUACAAUACAAGGCAAACACAAGGAGGGCCAGCCUCAUGCUCAUCAAGGAUUACAGAUAUGGUGAGAUGAAUGACUUCAAUACAUCAAAAUUUGUGAUGUAUUACUUCCGAAAUUGUAUUACAAAAGGAAGCUUUAGUUGUGGCAAAGGAGGGAAAAUUAGUAGUGCCAGUCCCUUUACUAGUUUCUUUGUAGGUUUAAUUGUGCAAAACAUUGGCUCAUAUUUGAGCCAAUUUCUAUAUGCCAGUGGGUAGGGUCAGCAGGAUGUAUUUGAAAGUACGGGAAAACAUUGUAUGAAGCUUCAUCAAUGGAAAAUGUUUCAACAUAUGACAAAGA